AUGGACAAGCAGCAGGACAGACAGAUGAGAGUGAGGGGUAAUCAAAGGGAAAAAGACGUGAGAGACAGGUCUAGAUGGGCAGCACCAGUGGUCAGUCCGAGAGUGAUCCCUCGCUCCCUCUUCCCUCCCAAAAUCAGGGACAGGGAUUCUGCUGCCAGGAGCCCUUCCCAGAGCCCCGACCGCGCUCCCUCUCCUCCAGAGGGCACCAGUGGAAUCCCUAAAAAGGAAUUCCAACCAUUCCAGUGCCAACCCAUCCCAUUCCCGUGGGAUGCUGAGGAUGGACCCCCCCGCCCCAUCUCUCCUCCCCGGGCAGGACUGGAGGCAUCUCGGGGUGAGUUUACAGAGUUUAUUCGCUCGCUCGCACGCACUCGGGGGCGUCCCAGAAAAACCCAGUGCGCCCAAAGCCGCGGCCGGAGCGCGGGGAGAGCACGGGGUAACAGCUCGCUAGAAGGCAGUCCCUGGGAGCCCCGGCGCCGCGUACAGCUAAGUGCCAGCUCGAGUAUUCACAACACAGUAACGUACUGCAAGGAGUCGCUGAGGAGAAGUUCCCUUGAGAAACAACCUUCGCUCCGGCCGCGCCGGAGCCUGUCCGUGUCUGUCUGUCCCGUCCG
This is a messenger RNA of Zonotrichia albicollis (white-throated sparrow), 611 nucleotides long. The record is from RefSeq and is a predicted model, not a curated record. Lineage: Eukaryota; Metazoa; Chordata; Aves; Passeriformes; Passerellidae.